Uranotaenia lowii is the source of this 4597-nucleotide messenger RNA. It is a transcript of the gene Naprt, whose product is annotated as nicotinate phosphoribosyltransferase. Bases 828 to 3266 code for a protein of 812 amino acids. The transcript has 11 exons. Gene Ontology annotation, biological process: NAD+ biosynthetic process. Gene Ontology annotation, molecular function: nicotinate phosphoribosyltransferase activity. The record is from RefSeq and is a predicted model, not a curated record. NCBI's taxonomy places the organism in Eukaryota, Metazoa, Arthropoda, Insecta, Diptera, Culicidae.
UAUUCGUUGUUUUAUUAUCGAAAAUACUUAUUCCUACAGAAAACACCACCACCUAAUCGAGGGGAGCAUAAUCACCCAGACCAGACGACGGAGUGUCCAUUCAACCAGCACCAACCCAGCAAUCAGUCGUGCUUUCGAUUUCGUUCGGUUCGGUUUAGAAAAACAGUGUUCUCAGUGGGACGUGACGUGACCCUCCUCACUGUGAGUUAAGUUGAUCACUUCGGGCCGCCCUCUCCCGCGCUCCUCCCGUCUUCCCGACAUCAAUAAGGACAUCACUCUUACCCAGGAGGCUCAUAGAGUCUGAGCCACCCACUCCAGAGCGUCUCGGUGCUUAGUCCUUGUUAAGACGGUGACUGAGAAACAUACCCCAGCAGAGUCGUUCCGAAGGAUUCUUUCAAGCAAAUUCACAAAGUCAUUUGGAGCCCGUGUGUGUAACCUUGAGGCAGAAUACGGAUUGGAAUUUAAUUCUAGCUUUUAAGGCUCUCCGCUUUUAUCAGCGCAGUGUGUGAUAUCGUAGACAAAAGUGUUGUAAUCUCAUUAUCUAAACCGUAAUUCAGAGUCAAAUUAACUCAGUCAUUGUCAAGAGGUGUCGUCGAGUGGUUUGAGGGAAACAAACCAAAGUUUAUCAUCCGCGCCAAUCUGCCGAAUGUAUUGGUGACCCCCUUCUAAUCACAUCUUCGUGAAAGGGGACAAGGCACGAGCGCACCGAGUCAAUCGAGUAUAGUGAUAACCCCAACAUCCGAGUCUUUGGGGUGAAACAAACGAAGAAAAAAAACACCAACAAUUCGCACACCGCACUCAGCAAGUUUGGAAAGUUUGGCCGAAAAAUGUCAUCCAACAAUGCCGACUUGCUACUGGAGGAUGGGGCCUUUGCUUCUAGCAAAAAUAGUUGGAACCGUUACUACCAUAACAGUGUUGUUCAACCGCUACUAACAGAUCUCUACCAAAUCACGAUGGCCUACGCGUACUGGAAGUCCGGGAAAAUCGAAGAUCACGCCGUGUUCGAUUUGUUCUUCCGCACCAAUCCAUUCCAGGGCGAGUUCACAAUUUUUGCCGGACUCGAGGAAUGUUUGAAAUUUAUGGAAAGCUUUCACUAUUCCGAAACAGAUAUUGAGUAUCUGAAACACGCUCUCCCAAAUGGUAUUGAGGAAGAAUUUUUCGAGUAUCUCAGUCAGCUGACAGCAAAAGAUGUCACCCUCUAUGCAAUCGAGGAAGGAUCAGUGGCUUUUCCCAGAGUUCCCCUGAUAAAAGUGAUGGGGCCACUAAUCAUUGUACAGCUGCUGGAAACUACCCUUCUAACAUUGGUGAAUUACGCCAGUUUGAUGGCCACAAAUGCCGCACGGUAUCGGAUGGUUGCUGGGCGACACAUCGAGCUGCUGGAAUUUGGACUGCGUCGGGCUCAAGGUCCCGAUGGAGGUCUCUCGGCAUCGAAGUAUUCCUAUAUUGGCGGAUUUGACGGCACAUCCAAUGUCCUGGCGGGAAAACUUUUCAACAUUCCAGUGAAGGGAACUCACGCACACGCUUACAUUACUUCGUUUACCGGAAUACAGGAGCUGAAGACGCGUGUCUUGGAGCACAAAGAAACCGGCGACAAAAGGGAUCUGCUAGAGCUGGCCAUCCAGCAUCGGAGCCAGCUGUCCAAGAUCCUGGACAUCUCGACGGACGAAUCAAGCGAGGGCGAGCUAGCGGCCAUGGUGUCGUUUGCCAUUGCUUUCCCCGGCGGCUUCAUGGCCCUGGUCGAUACGUACGAUGUCAAGAGCGAAAAGAAAGACACAAAAAGUACGCUCCUUGGAGACUCCGGUUGCUUGCUAGAGACUUCCUCCACCUGUGGCGACAGUUGCUAUUUCCUGUCCGGAGACUUUAAUCAUCCGUUUCGACCGACGACGCAGGACUCGUUCGAAGAUAACGACGGCGACGACGAAAAAGACGACGACGACGACGAUAACGACUUCGACAUCGACCGGGAAGAUCCGGAAGAUGCCGCCCCACAGGAUUCGAAUGACGAUCCGACGAGCGACGACAGACAGAACCUAGGUUUGGUGCAAGAACCGGAUGACGAAGACGACCGCGACCCGGACGAUUCCUCCAACUGUUUCUAUUGUCGCGAUCGUGUGGCUCACGAGAGCUUCGUUUACGAUAACGGUAACUUGCUGCCGGGUAUCGAAGAUUUUGCCAACGAAACUAAUGAUGGUCCUACCACUACUACUAACGAUGAUGAUAGUGUCCCCGUGUUGGCAGCCAUCGACGGCGAAAGGACCGAAGAUCAGCAGCAGCAGCAACAGGAGGGAGUUAAUGCAUGCAGCAACGGAACUUGCGGUGAUCCUGCGGUAGAGGAUCUCAACUUUGAGAAUGGAAACGAGCAACCGACGCUGGAGAUGGGCGAAGAUGUUAUGGUAGUUGUUGAGGAAGCGGACGACAUUGAGAGACCGCGAUGCGCCAAGUGCGAGGCAGAGAUGCGGAAUGCCAAAGCUUGCGUCAUUGGGCACCUGAAAACCGUCGGGAAGUGCUUCAGGAGCGGCUUGUUGAACUUCUGUGCGGUGGCAUUGGCGCUGCACGAUCAAGGAUACAUGGCCAAGGGAAUCCGCAUAGAUUCAGGCGAUCUGGCUUAUCUGAGCUGCUUGGCACGGGAGACCUUCGAAAGGAUAGCCGAACGUUUCAAGCUGCCCUGGUUCAGUCGGCUGACGAUUGUGGCUUCUAACGAUAUCAACGAGGAAACGAUUCUCAGUUUGAAUGAGCAGGGUCACAAAAUCGAUUGCUUUGGAAUUGGCACUCAUUUGGUAACAUGUCAGAGGCAGCCGGCCCUCGGGUGUGUCUACAAAAUGGUCGAAAUCAACACCCAGCCGCGGAUAAAGUUGAGCCAGGACGUGGCCAAGGUAACGAUGCCGGGCAACAAGAACGUCUUCCGGCUGUACGGAGCCGAUGGGCACGCACUGAUCGAUCUUCUCCAAAGGGUGGAGGAAAAUCCUCCGGAGGUCGGCCAGAAGGUGCUCUGUCGGCACCCAUUCCAGGAGUCGAAGCGGGCCUACGUCAUUCCGACCAAUGUCGAGGCCCUUUACAAGGUGUACUGGGCAGAUGGACGGGUGACGCAGGCGAUGCCGUCCCUGAAUGAGGUGCGCACCCGGGUGCAGGAAUCGCUCAAGACGCUACGCCAGGAUCACAAGCGGACCCUUAACCCGACGCCCUAUAAGGUUGCUGUCAGUGAUAAUUUGUACAACUUCAUCCACGAUCUCUGGCUGCAGAAUGCUCCGAUCGGUGAGCUUUCGUGAUAAGUUCAACGGCGUGUGCCGGACGGCAGCGAUUUGCGUCCUGCCUUACCCGUCAUUUUUAAUCCAAAACACCUCCCACGCGUGUGGAAGGAUUCUAAUUGUUACGUGUCCCUCACCGAAGUGUGUGUGUGAUCAAACAUUUAUUGGUAAAAAUAAGCGAAACUAAUAGCUCCUUUGUCUUUGUUAAAUAUCUGGAUGGGAUCUUAAAAAAAUACCGAAAGGGUCACCUGAAACCUACUUAAAGUUGUUAAAACUAAUUGUUAUUCCAUACACAGAGUUAGUGCUUUAGAGAACGAAAGAGGAGAAGAAACGAGCAUAUGUAUAGAGAUGCAAUUUGAAAAGGCUAAGACUAAGGUUGGAGCUACUUAUGAAAAAGUUAAGCGGCGUGGUUUAUUUGGAAAAUAUGACUCGAAAAAUGUGGUUCAGAAUGUUUCGUCAAUAAAAAGGAAACCGAAACGAUAUGGACAGAUUUAGAGCAUUCCGAAGCAAAUGUGAACCAUUCUGUUAAAAUAUUUUGAUAUACCUACUUUCACACAAAUCUACCAUAGUCAGAUAUAAAGUACAAGUUACGUAAAAUAUUAGCGUGUUAAUGCUGGACGUUGCCUUGCUCAAAAGUUUGGCGCAUGCAAAUUCGUAUAGGGCGCAAACUAAUUGCACAGUCACGUAGAACUUUUUCAACGUAAACUCCAGAAUUGCACCUCGUAUGUUAAAAAAUCUGUUGUUCAAAUAUCUAUUCACUCAAAAGUUUUAUUUAGUUUUAUUCAAAUCAAUCCUAUUUAUUGAAGAAAAAUCCAACCGUAAAAUCUAAUAAAAAAAAUUACAAGAACAACCAUAAAAUCCCACACCAAAUCUAUUGGAGUUUAUUGUGUGCCUUAAACAGGUGUUUACUUGGAAACAUACAAAUAAAAUUACACACAAAUAGUGUUUACCUCACAACCAAACAAACAACAAUUCGUUCUAUAAUUACCUACAGUUGAAACUAUUCUCAUAAUCUGAAACUGCAAUUUUUGCAGUUUAACUAAACUUCUAGAAGGAAUCACUUUUUUAGAACUGCUAUAGUUGAUGGCACAAGGACAAAAAUAGUAAGUAGAAGUCAACCACAUAGGAAUUCUCGCAAUAUUUGAAAAAGGACGACGAGUUAUUGAGAAAAUGGUUUCCAAAUUGGGGGACAAAAUUUGAUUACGUAGAUAGAUACAGCUGCCCACGGUCUUAACGAAAGGAAAAGAAAUGGUAACAGUUUUUCACCAAACAUAGAAGGGAAUCUUAUAAACCAGAUAAUUAUAUACCUACUCACAUAGCUUUGAAUAGAUGAAUAAAUGUGGAUGGCUUAA